ACACACCAACACCGCAGCAAGACACGGAAUACCCCUCUUCUCCUCUCUCUUCUUCUCUCGGCAUAAGUCAGUACAGGGGUCCAUAUUCUCCAAGAAGCUGCACUAACGGAGAAUGUGGUCAUCACCCUGUUCUGGAAUCUCCACUGCAUUCGAUCUUCUUCUCGUUCGGUUUUCCACCUUCUAAAACAAGAUAAUCUUAUUUUGAGCUUAAAUCUCAACUAUGGACAAGCACCCAGGCUCCAACACGAUCAACCCCGCAUCCUACCAUGGGAAUCCGGCCGCACGGUGUUCGGACCGAGGAGUCGGCGGUCCGUGUCCGCACAGCCUGGGCUCAGAGGCAGGCACCGCAGGCAGCCGUGGUGGGGUGUCCGGGGACAGCGCGUCCACUACGCAUCAAACCCACAAGCGGCGCCUGGAGGGGGUCCUCAAUAAAUACACCAACCUGCUACAGGGAUGGCAGAACAGGUAUUUUGUGUUGGAUCCGGACAUGGGUCAGCUGCAGUACUUUGUGAAUGAGCACAGUAAGAAUCAGAAGCCUCGGGGAUCUCUGCCCCUCAUAGGGGCCUCUGUGGCCCUCAGCGAUGAACUACCACACAUGUUCACGGUCCACUCUGCCACUGGAGAGGCCUACAAACUCAGAGCUUCGGACGCUGAGGAACAGCAGCUGUGGAUGAGUCAGAUGCAGCUCUGUGCCCGGCGCCACUCUGACUCCAGUGCCAAGGGCCGGACACUCAGCUUCUCCGUGCUCCCUCCUCCACUCAGCCACCGCCACCCUGCCCCGCCCGUCGCCUCCUCCUUCACCUCCUCCUCACCUGGUACCCAGAGAAAACCUCUCUACCCUGGGGUUGGAGGGGUCGUCACCAUCACCCAUCACAGAUCCCCUGCUGCGGCCCGCCGGGCCAGGACCCAGAACAACCAGAACUACCACCCUGCUCCAGGGAGGCUGAGCCAGGUCAAAGAGGUGAUGACCCAGGCAGAGGGCCAACAGAAGAACCUGGUUAACUCCAUAGAGUCCCUGCCCUCCCGUGGUCCUCUGUCCUCCUUAGACCAGGACCUUCUUCUCCUCAAGGCCACGUCAGCAGCUACCCUCUCCUGUCUGGGGGAGUGUCUCCACAUGCUGCAACACAAUGUCAGCCAGGUACGUCAGCAGCUACCCUCUCAUGUCUGGGGGAGUGUCUCCACAUGCUGUCAGCCAGGUACAUCAGCAGCUACCCUCCCCUGUCUGGGGGAGUGUCUCCACAUGCUGCAACACAAUGUCAGCCAGGUACGUCAGCAGCUACCCUCUCCUGUCUGGGGGAGUGUCUCCACAUGCUCUCAGCCAGGUACAUCAGCAGCUACCCUCUCCUGUCUGGGGGAGUGUCUCCACAUGCUGUCAGCCAGGCACGUCAGCAGCUACCCUCUCCUGUCUGGGGGAGUGUCUCCACAUGCUGUGGCACGAUGUCAGCCAGGCACGUCAGCAGCUACCCUCUCCUGUCUGGGGGAGUGUCUCCACAUGCUGCAACACAAUGUCAGCCAGGUACGUCAGCAGCUACCCUCUCCUGUCUGGGGGAGUGUCUCCACAUGCUGUCAGCCAGGUACAUCAGCAGCUACCCUCCCCUGUCUGGGGGAGUGUCUCCACAUGCUGCAACACAAUGUCAGCCAGGUACGUCAGCAGCUACCCUCUCCUGUCUGGGGGAGUGUCUCCACAUGCUGUCAGCCAGGUACAUCAGCAGCUACCCUCUCCUGUCUGGGGGAGUGUCUCCACAUGCUGUCAGCCAGGCACGUCAGCAGCUACCCUCUCCUGUCUGGGGGAGUGUCUCCACAUGCUGUGGCACGAUGUCAGCCAGGCACGUCAGCAGCUACCCUCUCCUGUCUGGGGGAGUGUCUCCACAUGCUGUGGCACGAUGUCAGCCAGGCACGUCAACAGCUACCCUCUUCUGUCUGGGGGAGUGUCUCCACAUGCUGUCAGCCAGGUACGUCAGCAGCUACCCUCUCCUGUCUGGGGGAGUGUCUCCACAUGCUGUGGCACGAUGUCAGCCAGGUACGUCAGCAGCUACCCUCUCCUGUCUGGGGGAGUGUCUCCACAUGCUGUGGCACGAUGUCAGCCAGGCACGUCAGCAGCUACCCUCUCCUGUCUGGGGGAGUGUCUCCACAUGCUGUGGCACGAUGUCAGCCAGGCACGUCAGCAGCUACCCUCUCCUGUCUGGGGGAGUGUCUCCACAUGCUGUCAGCCAGGUACGUCAGCAGCUACCCUCUCCUGUCUGGGGGAGUGUCUCCACAUGCUGCAACACAAUGUCAGCCAGGCCGCGCAGCAUGUCACCCUGGGUCGGUCAGACAGCCAGGACCGGAGUCCCAUCCACAAACAGACACGUUCAGCCAGAGUAACAGCAACAUCUCCAGUCAGACUCACAACCACAACCAGUUCAAGAAGCAGAUGAGCCUGGAUCCCAACCAUGUUCGCACCGCACCAUCAGACAGCUUCGCAGGAUGGUCUAGAUCUCCCUCAGAGAAGCAGGUGACCAGUAGAGGAGGGACACCUCUUCCACAUGUUCCCUCUCCAGCACACAUCAACAAGGAGGUGGUCAGCAACUCUGUGCCCCAGCAGGCCCCUCCCACCCCAGAGUCUAUAGACCCCAGUGAAGAGAUGACAGACACAGAGGACAACGAGGAAGAGGACCUGGGAGUCAGAGAGGACCAACGGAACAUUAUCCUUCACCUGCUGUCACAGCUCAAACUGGGCAUGGACCUCACACGGGUAAGAACUAACACCUGACCAAUACCGAUCUACUGGGUAGACCCCUUUCUGUGUUUACAACCAUUGACUUACAG
Oncorhynchus kisutch (coho salmon) is the source of this 2808-nucleotide messenger RNA. RefSeq lists its product as uncharacterized. Gene Ontology annotation, molecular function: cholesterol binding. The record is from RefSeq and is a predicted model, not a curated record. Bases 221 to 2752 code for a protein of 843 amino acids. Lineage: Eukaryota; Metazoa; Chordata; Actinopteri; Salmoniformes; Salmonidae. Gene Ontology annotation, cellular component: cytosol; membrane. The transcript is spliced from 8 exons.